AUGAUUCACGACUACCAACAGUCUGCCCCUGAUGGCAAUGAUCUGAGAGUUAAACGUUUCAGUACACCUUCAUCCUCGACUAGAGGCCGACCCGCUGGAAGACUUGUUGUAUGCCCCUUGGCCGUCCCUGAGGGCUACCGCCCAGGCGUUUGCAGUCGGUCUAUCCACUCGUGUUCUGGGGCUUUGUGUGAAUGGGUUUUUGACCGCUUCCCUAACAUAAAGCUUAUUGUCGGUUAUAUGGGUGAGAGGAUCCCAUCGUACCUGUACCGCUUCAAUAAGGAUACGUUCUUCCAAGUUGUGCCGAUAAAGCAGAACAUAACCGCAUAUUUCAAGAAGAACAUCUACCAAACCACCGGUAAUUUCGCCACGAAUCUCCUGAAGUUCCAUAUGGGUGAAAUUGGCCUCGAUCGUAUCAUGUAUUCCACCGACUAUCCACAUUCCGCGUCUUGGACGAUGAUGUUUGAAAUUUGA
Molecule: messenger RNA, 471 nt
Organism: Cyclocybe aegerita
Lineage: Eukaryota; Fungi; Basidiomycota; Agaricomycetes; Agaricales; Hemipholiotaceae
Source: the annotation of a GenBank genome assembly